AUGAAGUUUCAUUGUUACAUCCGCGACCUAUCAUUUGUUUGCAAAUUUCACAAAAGAUAUUGUUUGGACAUUAUUCAGAAAUCUUUAAGAUACAUGCACAUGCUGAUUAAGAGAAGAAUGCAUUCCAUGCGUAUGAAUUCUAGUAUCCGACCAAUUCUCAAAUUGAAGAAGGGAGAAAUUGAAUGGCUUGGAUUUCAUGCUUUUGUACAAGUGUUAAAGAGAAAGGAAUCACGUCAUAAGAAGUUGCUUGCAGUUUUGAAGUCAAAGUUGCUGUCACAUAGAAUUUCUGGGAGUGUGCCACCUGAACUGAAGUAUGCUGUUGAUGCCGAAAAUUCUUCUUUGCUGUGGAAAAUCAAGUAUUAG
Molecule: messenger RNA, 363 nt
Organism: Lathyrus sativus (Indian pea)
Lineage: Eukaryota; Viridiplantae; Streptophyta; Magnoliopsida; Fabales; Fabaceae
Source: the annotation of a GenBank genome assembly